Messenger RNA from Cooperia oncophora, 402 nucleotides. The record is from the annotation of a GenBank genome assembly. Lineage: Eukaryota; Metazoa; Nematoda; Chromadorea; Rhabditida; Trichostrongylidae.
AUGCUGGAGCCUUGGGAGCGGAAACUUUUUACAAGUGCUGCUAUUCUUUCAGUGUCUAUUGUUGUGGCUUUCGUUAUAUACGUCGGGAAAUCGCUACCGUUUGAAAUAACCAUGUCGGACGACAAAGUUACGAUUCUAUUGCAUGCUGUUGGCGAUGCUCCGAUUCUGAAGAAGAAGAAAUUUGCUGUUGAUGCAAGUAGGACAGUUGCCUGGUUAACUCAAGUGAUUAAAAAAAUGAUUGACCUGCCAAAUAAUCAAAGUCUUCAUGUCUAUAUAUCGCAAACAUUUGCUCCAUCGCCUGAUCAUUCCUUUGGUUCUCUUCGUGAUUGUUAUGCUGUUAAGACUGACGGCCAAGAACCCCUCUUAGUGAUGCAGUAUAGUACAACAUAUGCAUGGGGAUGA